AUUUUUAGCUUGCUUCUGCUCUUUCCUUUUCUGUUUACUGUUUCGUAUGGAAUGAAUAAUAUGAUUGUGGAGCCAAUUUUAAUGUAGUCUGUGAGCACAUUUGGUGUAUAUUGUUAUAUUUUGUUUGUUAAUUUUGUUUUUUCCUUGGUUUUUCCUUGGUCAGCUUCGAGAUGACCUCCAAAUGGGAAAGCUACAAUUGAUACAAGUGGAUAACCCGUUAAAAGCAAACCUUAUUACCUUUCUAGUCCAGUGGUAUUUAUUUUUAUCGUCCAUUUCAACCACACUUCAGCAUCUUUUGGUUCCUUAUCUUUACUCGUGUUUAUCUUGAUUGUUUCCUACUGUUUCCAUCAAUAUCUGUAACCACACUAUUGAUCGUGCUGCACCAAAUAUCACCAACACUGAACCCGCCAAUCAUCACUAUCCAUGAGCCCAUCAACACCAGUUACAACGGUACCGGUGUCUAUUGGUGAAUCAAGUUACAAUGAACAUAUUGAUACAGGGAAUGGGAUUGAUGUUGAUCUCAAAGAAGAGAUGAUGCUAAUGAUUACCAAUGGUGUUCCUUCGUCAUCAUCAUCAUCAACCAACCAUCAACAUGGAAUAUACAAACCUCGAAGUCAUGCUCGAUCUAAAAGCCCGGUUCUCAAAAGAGUUUCCUUUGGAAGUAGCAAAGGAUCAAUGGUUGAGACGCUAAUUUACGACCACAGCGAAGAGGACUUACUUCGAGAUAAAUUCAAUUCCAAAGACAAUCCAAGUGAAAGGUACCUUAAUGGAAACCAUUUAAACCAUUACAAUCAACCAAUCCAUUUUCAUUAUCCAAUCAAUCGUCGAUUGGGAAGUCGAGUUGCUUCCGAUUCAACGAUAAGUGGUUCAUUGUUAAUUGAUCGACCUUCCCGUGUUCGGGUUUCCCUCUAUGAAUCAGGUCGACCUGGGUCUAUUGUUAGCCCUGAGACUCCUGAACCAUUACUAUUAUCAUUGAAUUCUUGUUCAACAAUUUCCCGGAUUAUCAGUCCUCAAUCAAAUUAUCCCUCAUCCCAUCAAAACAAUCAUCACAACUCUCAACAUCACUCAUUUUCUCACUCACAAAACUCAUCAACAAACCAUCAUCAAAAUCAUCUUCUUGAUAAUAAUCACCAUCAUCAUCCUAAUCAGGAUCCAUUAACAUUGGAUUUAGUCAAAAUAAUGGAAAGAAAAGAAAGUGUUGAUAUUGAAAAUCCUUUCAGGCCUGGAGGUGAACUAUCUCGUGAAGCGGAAACUAUUGUCAAUCUGAUUAAAGAAGGCAAACCAAUUACACCGACUACACCAACCAAAGAAUUACCUAGUGAAAAGAUUCCCAAUGGAACCUCAUCACCAUCCUCAUUGUCAUCUAAUCAAAAUCAGGCACAACCACCAAAAGGCAAUUUAAUUGGUACAGGGUUAACAUCUGGGAAAGGAGAUAGUCACGAGUCCCAAGUAACAAAGAAGAAUACUCUAAAUAACCAAACAACAGUCGAUUCCAAUGGUCAUUCUGAAAGAAAUGGACUUGGGAGCGAACUUAAAGGUUCAUCUAAAAUUGGUAAUGGCAAUAGUCUGGCCAUAAUUAAAGUUGAAAGGACAAUUGUAUCACCAGAUGAACCACCAAAAGCAGACAUUGUUACAAUUGACAAAAAGCGCAAAUGUGUAUGUUGUAUAAUUCAAUAGAUGGAGCCACAAUGAAACGGACAAGACAAAAGAGCGAACAAUUUGAAAUUUGAAAUUUAAUUGUUCAGUUGCCAUUAAAUUGUUUGAAUCAACAUUUUUCCCCUUCAAUUUCAAACAUUUGUAAUCCAUUAUAAAAUCAUCAUAAUCAUCUCAAUUACGUGAUGAAACUAUUAUUAUAAUUAUUAUUAUUUUUCAUAUUUUUAUUUAACCGAUUGAUUGAGAAUUGAUUACCAACAUCAAUGAAGAUUAAGGUGAUUAUGAUGAUGAUUGUGAUAAUGGUGACUCUACAAAAUUGAUUGGUUUCGCAUUUCAAUCACCAAUCAGAUUCUUCAAUGUUUAUUCCAAUUCUACUGAAAGGAUAUCUCAGGAUUCUUUCAUUUUCACGGGAGAAUUUGAAUUAAGCAUUUGAUUAUCGAGUCUCACGAAAAGGUUUCCAUGAUUAACUAAUUGUAAAUUAUUUAAAAACCAUUUUAAAGCAGCAUAUUGUCAAAAUAAAUCUAAUUAUUCCUGUGACUAUUUAACAUCAUUGGCAAUUGAGUUCACAUUUGUAACCAACACCUUUGCAGCUAAAAUUGUAUAAAUUUUUCAGUCGUUUUUUCAUGAUUAAGUCACUAUUUACUAUGAUAAUGUUUAAAUGUCUCACAAUCAACUGAAACGAUAAUGACUAUAUCUUGAUAAUCAAAUUGACUAUAAGCUGAACAUUUUACUUGAUAUUGUUGGUUACAAAUUGCAACUCAAUUUUCAAUGGUGUUUUACAUACAAUGAUAAUGAAUAUAAAUAAAUUAAAGCAUAAAUGAUCAUUGAAAUUAAA
This is a messenger RNA of Tetranychus urticae (two-spotted spider mite), 2488 nucleotides long. RefSeq lists its product as uncharacterized. Lineage: Eukaryota; Metazoa; Arthropoda; Arachnida; Trombidiformes; Tetranychidae. The record is from RefSeq and is a predicted model, not a curated record.